UAUAGUCCACAACUUUGGAUGAAAUCUGCUGUAUCUUGUAAUGAUAUAAAUACAUUUCGUAACUCAGUUUUUUCUAUCAGAUGGCAUAGUAAAUUCCAUUAUGGCGGUGAAUCUGUGAACAUAUGUAACCAAAGUUAUCCACAAACAACUUUCUGUAACAGGAAUAACCAGCUUGUUGCACAUUUAUUUGCUGUAAUAGCAUACAGCAAAUUAUAUAUGACAAAAGUUUUAGCGAACACACGAAGAUGUCUUCGCAAAAGCCAGAUGGGAAAUCGAAUUUAACACAGAAAACGAGGGAAGAGGUCAAGGCGGAGCGCGAAGCGAAAAAAGCCGCCAAGGCCGCUGCCAAGGCAGCAAAGAGCAAAACAGAUGGAGCAAACAACAAUAGCAACGUGACUUCUUUAACCAAUAAUAAAAUUCCAGAGGCGAGUAUAAACUGUGUCAGAACGGACAAGGCGAAGGAAAAGAGCAGCAAAUCCGAAAGAAUUGAUAACGUUAAAAAUAAAUCACUGAAAACUAGUAAUAAAGUGUCAGAGCAGAUUGUUAUGGAUACGAUGGACGCAGUAAACGUGCAAGGCAAGAAGGUAGCAAGAGAAGUGUCUAAGCAAGAAGCAGUCUCAUCUUCAAACAUUACUCAGACAAACGAACCAUCUGAAGGCGAGAAGAAGAGUAAGGCUGAAUUGCGUGCAGAACGCAGGGCUAAACAGGAGGAACAGAGAGCUGUGAAGCAGCAACAGCAACAAGCGAAGAGCAACGUUCAAUCACAACCGGUUAAGCAAGCCGUUAAACCAGAAGAGACAGUGUCUGAGUGUAAAGUAAAGAAAAUCAGUGCAACAAAGGAGGAUGCUCACAAAAUGAAUUUGUUCAAACAUCUGUAUGACGAAAGGGAGCAGUCCUCUAAAAAAGUCCAAAUCACCACUAUCAACUCGAGUAUACACCCGGCGAUAGUCAGGUUGGGUGUCCAGUAUGCAAGUAAAAUUGUUGUGGGCAGCAAUGCGAGAUGCGUUGCGCUGCUGGCUGCUGUCAAGCAGGUGGUCAGAGAUUUUGAGAAACCAGUGCAGGCAGACUUUGUUCGUGGCCUGGAGGUCACCUUAAAAGAAUCUCUAGAAUAUCUGCAUCAUUGCAGACCAAAGGCCGUUUCAAUGGACAAUGCGAUGCGUCAUCUCAAGUGGCAGAUGACACAGUUCCCGUCCACGUUGUCAGAUGACGAGGCGAAAAACAAGCUACAAAAUAUAAUAGAUACUUAUAUUAGCGAGCAAAUUCAACUGGCUGAUCAAGCCAUAUCUUUAACGAUACAGAGAAAAAUAUCAGAUGGAAAUGUUAUUUUAACGUAUGGAUUUUCGUCCUUGAUUUGCAAGAUAUUAAUCGAUGCACAUGAUGCGGGCAAGAAAUUCCGCGUCAUUGUGGUCGAUGGCAGACCGUGGCUAGAAGGAAAAGAACUGUUGAGGCGCUUAGCGAAACAUGGAAUCGAGAGCUCGUACAUACUCAUCAAUGCACUUAGUUUCGUCAUGCCAGAGGUCAGCAAAGUCUUUCUCGGCGCACACGCGUUAUUUGCUAAUGGCUCGAUAAUGUCGAGAGCCGGCACUGCACUAGUUGCUCUGAUAGCGAAAUCUUUUAAUGUGCCAGUUUUAGUAGCUUGCGAGACGCACAAGUCAUGCGAGCGAGUGCAGACCGACUCCAUCGUCUACAACGAAUUGGGUGAAGCGGACGAACUCGUGAAUAAUCGAUCCAGCAGUAACUCAAGGACAUCUGUGCUCUCGAAUUGGCGAACGAAGCAAUCUUUAAAUCUUUUAAACAUUACGUACGACGUGACGCCUGCUGAUCUAGUUACUGCUUUCGUUACAGAAUUAGGGAUUUUGCCUUGCACAAGUGUUCCUGUAAUUUUACGAAUUAAACCCACCGAAAUUUAAGUACGUAGGUUUCGUCUGGAAAAGUUUAUACACCUAGCUACCAUGUUCUGAGUACAAUGCAAUUGGUGUAUUUAAUUAGCAGCAUGCUAAUUAUAAUACAUAUGAAUUAUGUAAAGUUUGUAUUAAUUGAUUAAUAAUGUGAAGUAGAUAAAUUUAUUAAUAAAUUGUGCUAUAU
Ooceraea biroi (clonal raider ant) is the source of this 2085-nucleotide messenger RNA. It is a transcript of the gene eIF2Bdelta, whose product is annotated as eukaryotic translation initiation factor 2B subunit delta. NCBI's taxonomy places the organism in Eukaryota, Metazoa, Arthropoda, Insecta, Hymenoptera, Formicidae. The record is from RefSeq and is a predicted model, not a curated record.